ACCACGCAGGAGGGAGACCUCCUGCCCGUCUCAGCCUCAAAACAUCCUCCUCCUCGCUGCCUUUCUCCCACCUCCUCUCGCGACCCGCGAGCAUGGCGGCGACGGCAGAUCCGAGGGCCAAGCCGCCGCCCGCGCACCACCUCCAGCCGUGGGCGCGCCAGCAGCAGCAGCAGCCUCGAGCGCACCGCGCGCGCGCGCCCGCCCACCAAACCGUUGAAGAGUCCGCCUCUUCGGUGGGGGCCCGCGAUCGCCGCCGCUCGUCGUCCGAGUACAGCCGCAGGAGCAGCGGUGGCGAUGGGAGCGAGGAUCUCCGGGGCAAGCUCGUGGGCCACCUGCGGGACGCCGCGGACCGGCCCCGCGUAGCCGAGCCAAGCCCUCCGUUGCCCCCGCCGCCCCCGAAGGCGGCCAGCCAGCAGCCGGAGACGGAGCGCGAGCCCUCGCAAGAGCUCAAGGCGCCGCCGCAGGAACAAGAGCAGCAGCCGCAGGCUGAGGUGCCGGACAAGCCGUGGAAGCUGCGGGAGCGCACGCGGCGGCGUCCGGCGUCCCUGACGUCGUGGCCGUCCGCGGCGCCGUCGAGGCGCCGCAAGCGCGCGCCGUUCUCUGUCUCGCUCGCGCCCGAGGAGAUCGAGGAGGACAUCUACGCGCUGACGGGCGGCCGGCCGCGGCGGCGGCCCAGGAAGCGGCCGCGCGCCGUGCAGCAGAAGCUCGAUUCGCUGUUCCCGGGGAUGUGGCUGGCCGAGGUCACCGCCGACGACUACAAGGUGCCGGAGCCGGAAGAGGAGUAGCUCCCGCCGGCGGCAUGUUCCAGUCUUCCAGCUACCUCGCCUGUCCUCAUCGAUACCCUUGGUCGCGUGAGCACGUCGCGGCCAGCUCAGCUGUGAAGCCCGCGCCCGAAUUUAUAACUUCUCGGCCUGGUCGCGUGGUGGAGCCGGCCGGCGGCAGCGGGUGCGCGUAGCUGCUCGGGGUCGUCACUCAUGUGCCCAGUUUAUAAAAAGUUAGAAAUAGAGACUCUUGCUUAUUUGUCACAUGCUGUUACUGUCUUUCAUUUCUGUUUCUGUACAGUGCCUAGUAGUAGCGUGCUUGUAAUCUGCUGAAAUUUAUCCUUUCUUUCUUUACUUAAAUUUUGUUACUCCUAUUUUA
This is a messenger RNA of Lolium perenne, 1140 nucleotides long. RefSeq lists its product as uncharacterized. NCBI's taxonomy places the organism in Eukaryota, Viridiplantae, Streptophyta, Magnoliopsida, Poales, Poaceae. The record is from RefSeq and is a predicted model, not a curated record.